This is a messenger RNA of Myripristis murdjan (pinecone soldierfish), 2134 nucleotides long. It is a transcript of the gene serhl, whose product is annotated as serine hydrolase like. Lineage: Eukaryota; Metazoa; Chordata; Actinopteri; Holocentriformes; Holocentridae. The record is from RefSeq and is a predicted model, not a curated record. The transcript has 12 exons. Bases 139 to 1125 code for a protein of 328 amino acids. Gene Ontology annotation, cellular component: membrane.
GAAGCUCUAUCAAAGUUGAGAGUCUUUGGAAGAAGUUGUCAAGAAGCUGUCUUCUUCUUAGUCAUUUCCUCUUUCGGUUUAAAAUAAAAUCGACUAUAUUCAAGUCGCUUGGUGACCUGGACGUAUUUUUUAAGGAUCAUGCAAACUCUGAAAGGCGUCAGACACUUUGUGACGUCCGGCAUAGUGAAACAAGCAGUUUCAGAGCUCGUCGUUCCAGUGCCCUGGGGAGAGAUGAGAGGAAGGAUCUGGGGCCCUGACCACGGCCGCCCCGUGCUCUGCCUGCACGGCUGGGCUGACAACUGUGGCACCUUCAACACGCUCAUCCCCCUGCUACCCAAAGAGUGCAGAUAUGUGGCUGUGGACUUGGCAGGUCAUGGUCUGUCAUCCCAUCGUCCUAAUGGAGUCUUCUACUCCUUUCCUGAAUAUGUGGCGGAUGUAUGCCGAGUCAUUGAUGCUCUCCAGUGGACCAGGUUCUCCAUCAUCGGCCACAGCAUGGGGGGAAACAUUGCUGGGAUGUUCAGCGCUCUGUAUCCUGAGAUGGUGGAUGCAGUCGUCCUGCUGGACUCGUACGGAUUCCUUCCCACAGAUCCGAAAGAAAUACCCAAAGUGAUUAGGCAGGGAUUGGAUGAGAUGGUACAGUUUGAAAAAAAGAAAGAAGAAAAGAAGGGGAAAGUUUACACUUAUGAGAAAGCAGUUGAGAGGUUAUUGGCUGCAAACCCAACUCUAUCUGAACAGUCAGUGCACAUCCUUUUAGAACGAGGUCUAGCUCAAGUUGAAGGAGGAGUUGCAUUCUCCCGAGACAUUCGAGUCAAUCUAAAAAACAUUGUGCGCAUCACUUUGGAGCAGAGUCUGGAGCUGCAGUCGAAGAUACAAGCCUGCAUCCUAAUUGUUCUAGCAGAGGAAGGCUUUGAGAAAAUUUUUGCCGAAGGAGAACAAAAGAGAUACAUCCCAGCACUUCUCCAGGUCUAUAGGGACCUAAAUCACACGGUGGUGACGGUUCCCGGCGAUCAUCACGUUCACCUGAACAGUCCUGAGAUCGUCGCUCCCUUCGUCUGUGACUUCCUGCAGAGCAAAGUGCUCUCACAGCCGCUGAGCCCUGCAGACUCUCAGACAGCCAAGUUAUAACCUACACACACACACACACACACACACACACACACACAGACAUGCAUCCAGUUUGGCCAACUCACUCUCACACUUAAUUCCACUACACUGUUCGUCACUGUCUUGCCUAACAUAACAUUUUUCAUGCAACACAUGAACAAUCUGUAAAUGGAGGAGUCUCUGUACGUCUGUUGUCUUUCUGCAUUUCGAUUUUCUCGACAACCGUCCAUUUGACUGACUUCAGACUUGGCAGGUGUACCGCCGAUGAGCCAAGGGAGUGCAGUGUCAACUUUGAAGUGGAUCGGCUGAACAGCUGUCCAGAAAAUCGAAGGAACACACAUACACAUACAGUUCAGAGGCGAUGGGGGGAGGGUCAGUGCAGGAAGGCAGACUUUGACACACAGGAAACACAAACACACACUUUGUCUCUCUCUCUCUCUCUCUCUCUCUCUCUCUCCACCUGUUAACAGCUCCAGGUUUAUCUCAGCCUGUUAAAUCCACAUCUUACACUGCAUCUAAUCUAACCAAAAUGGAAGAAAUCUCUGAUGUCUGUCUGUGUUUCCUUCGAUUUUCUUGACAACUGUUGAUCUGAUUGACUUCACACUUGCCGGGUGUGUCGCUGAGGACCCGAAGAAGUGCGAUGUAGAGUGUGAAGUUGUUUGGAUGAGCGGUUGUCCAGAAAGCUGCAAGCAGAGAUAGUGGAGGCCAAGCAGUCGGCCAUGCACAGGCACGUUUUGGACGGCCCGUGAAAGUAGUAGUAGAACAAAGUAGAACAAAUAAACUGUACUUCUCUACAGACUAACUUGAAUGGAGACCUAACUUAUUCUGUUAACAUCUGACGUUUGGUUUUUGACAUGGUUCUGACUUAAGUGGCAUUUGACAGUGACAGUUUUUAGAUGUUGUAUUUACACUGUUCUGUGUACAUUUACCUCUUUGCCCCAGCCGCAGUUAAACAAGCUGUUUAUGUUUCCAGCCAGCUGUUUUAUGUUCUUUGUGAGGAGUUAAAGUAUUAAAAGCAUUUUAACAGAGA